UGUCCAACUAUCCCAUCAGAGGUUCAGUUUCAUUCGACCAAUCAGGUGUCUGAGCUGAUGUUUCUAUUUUGAUUGCAGGACUGAGACAUGAGGAUGACUCCAGACGCUGAGGAGGCUAUCAGGUGUACAGAGUCCGGCUGCCGCUGUGUUUGCUUCAAACCUGGAAGUGCCAAACUCAGGUCAUGUGAUCGUUGUGGACAUGGCUGGGUGGUGCACGCCUUGGAGAAGCUCCGGAGCCAGCCUUCCUCCAGCUUCGGCACAGUUGAGGUGGCCCUUCCUGGCGUGGUGUUCGACCUGAGCUCCCUGGUCCUGUACGGAGCUCAAGCCGUUCCUGUUCGGCUGAAGAUACUGAUGGACCGUCUCUACAGCAUCCUGACCCCAGAGCAGAUUACUUUUUGUCUUUUUCAGGUCAGCAACAUACUGCACACACUGGGCUGGAGUUUGGGAGAUUAUGUCAGAGGGUACAUGCUGCAGUAUCCCAUUGGGAAGGUGUUGGACUCCUGGAUGAUGGUGACUCCUGAAGAAGAGCUGCUCAUCCUCAAACAAUUCCUUCGUUUUGGCGAAACCCGCCCCAUCGUUGAGUUGAUGACGGUUCAGUGCCCGGGAGCUGUCAAUCGCCUCUCUGAUCCAGAGCUAAAGCCCGCCCCGAAGAGCUGCCAGUCAAACAUCAGCACAUUCAUCGAACGUAAUGGAGGAACACCGGUCAGGAACUCAAGAGGAGAUUCAUGCAUGGCGGCUGGCGUCUGCCAUUUUGAGAAAAGCAGUUUUUCUGAGUGCAAUGACGCUAUCCACCAUUUUGAAAACUUUCCGGGUGGACUAUCUUUGCUUCUGCCUUUCCAAUUUCCAAGCUCCGGCUUUCAGUGUUUGGUUCCUCCCACUAAGGAUCUUGUUUCUCCCACAAAGCUAACACAGUGCCUACAGAAGCCCAGUGGGACCAAACUGGCCGAAAGACACAGGCAGGACAGAGGAAGACGAUUACAAGUGAACCAUCCAAGUUUGCUGCAAUCCAAAGGUGAACCGGCUUUAAAAAUCAAAGUGGACCCCGACAAGCCGCACCCGGCCCAGUCAUUAUGGCAUCCAAACCCUCACAUGCACAGCCACCAAGACCUUGAGCUUCACAGGGGCAUGGCCAAACAAGAGAACACCUCUUCACUCUCUCCCAUCUUAAACUCUUCAUUUAUCCCUAUGUCUUCCUCACUCCAUCCAUCGAUUUCCUCCUCUUCCUCCUCUCCUCCAAAGAUUUACCAGAACAUGCAAGGCUCCUCUCCCUCCUCUUUUCAUCCUCUCCCAUCCUUCUCUUCCUCCUUUCUCUGCCCUCUUCCUGCCUCCGCCUUUUCUUCCUCCCUCCAUCCUAUUCCAUCCUCAUCUUCCUCCCUCCAUCCUCUCCCAUCUUCCCCGUGCUCCCUACCUUCUCCUGCAGGAUGCCGGAAAGGGAGAGUCUGCUGUGGCGUUUGUGGGAAAAGCUUCUAUGACAAAGGAACGCUGAAGAUCCACUACAACGCUGUCCACCUGAAAAUCAAACAUCGCUGCACGGUGGCAGGCUGCACCAUGGUCUUCAGCUCACUGCGAAGCCGAAACCGUCACAGCGCCAACCCAAACCCACGGCUACACACCGGCGCCAGCAGAGACGCAUAUACCCACAGAAACACACACUCUGACCCACACACAAGCAUCCACUCUGAAACACAGAUACACAAGGCUAAACAGGCUCACAAAAACGUACACAACACACGUAUGAGCAGCGAAAAAGACAUCGGCAACCAACUUUGGCAACAGGAUGAUGAUGCACACACACUAGAGCGCGUACACACCCUUAGAGAUGGUUUGAACUGUCAUACAAACCCCCACCAUGGCAGUGAGCACAACACACCCCCUCAGGCUGACUCCCCUCCUCCUUCUCCUCACCCUCUACCUCUGGACACCAACCACAGCUUCACCAGGAGUGACUCCCCCUAUAGAUCCGACCUGCACCCCCAGGUGCCACCUAAUCCUCCUCCUCCCCUCCUACCAGCUCACAGUGCUUCCUCCGUGGGCUCACCUCCAUCCCUCGUCCCCUUGUUCACUCCCGUGGCAGAGCAAACCGAACUCGACACCAACCACGCUGCAACUGCUCCCCUCCCUCACCACGCACCCGUCGCCGUGGCAAGCUGCAACAGUCAAUAUGGUUGCACCAAAGGUAAACGAGGAGAGCUAACCAAUCAGCAGCGGCAAAGGGAGUCAGGUGACCCCAUGCCGAAAAAGAAGCCCAGAAAGUCGAGCAUGCCGGUGAAAAUAGAAAGAAAGAAGCUGGAGGGGAGGAGACACAGGGAAGAGGAGGAGUGUUGAAGGUCUGCAGUGUUUUGUUGCUCAGCAGCAAAUUGUUAAAAAUUGUCCGACCAUUUCCGUAACUUUCUGAAACCCAUGAUCCAACACUCAAACCCACCCCACACAGGAAAGGAGCCAGGGAUUGAACUUCUCUCUUUAGCUCUCUUUUUUCAGCUCUUACACAACUAUUUCUGUCACUUCUCAUGUGAACGGUGGAGUUCAACACUAUGACCGUCUACCAGGAAAUACUGUCUGAAAAUGUGUGCUGUUCACCCCAUGCUCCAACAGCUAUUGCCUCACACCCUUCUCAAUGAUGGCUGGUUUUUCAGCCCACCUUCGAGUGUGGCUGUUUGGAACAACUAUAAACACUUUGUCUUCCAAAGCUGUCAAACAAUAUGUUCUACAAACUAAUUGUUUUCAGGCAUAACCCAGCACUUACGUGGUUAGAGGCCUGUCAGAUGUGGAGAUAAGCCCCUGCUGACUGCUACAGUUUCUCCUGGUAGUUCAGAGGGACAACUAAUGGGUUGCUCUUGAACUUCUUGAGGAUUCAGAGGUUGGGAAAUCUGUGCACGAACCUGGUAGACACAGAAGUGUAAUGGGAGCUUGUUGGGAACUCCUAGGCAGCAAUAGGGUCCUAGGACAUAGGGUGGGAAUAGACCCUGUUUCAAUCUCUGUCAUGGAAUCAACUGAAACAAACUUUCUCAUAGCAGGAGCUCAGGAGGCUGAUUGCAAACAAAAGCAAAUGCGGACAAAGCCAAUGUCAUUUUUUGACCUCAUUGUGGAGAUUUCACCGUACAAAAACUUGAAACAUACUGAGUUACUGGCCGCUAAACAUACCAGUCACAGUGAUGCAAUUCAAAUCUAAUUUUAGACAAGAUCACCUCCCCUUCCUCCAGGCACAGCUCGACAAGCUUUGGCCUAAAUGGCCACUAUAGAGAGGGUAAACCUUUCUGAUUUAGGUAACAACAUGACCUUUCUGAGAAACCAUUGCUUUUUCUAUGCCACGUUAAAUGUGUAUUUAACAGCAUGAUGCUCUGUGCAGGCGUUUCCCCCUGUGUUUAUUGUCUGUUAUUGCAAUAAUGA
This is a messenger RNA of Xiphias gladius (swordfish), 3387 nucleotides long. Its product is annotated as zinc finger protein basonuclin-2-like. The coding region runs from base 88 to 2325 and encodes 745 amino acids. Gene Ontology annotation, biological process: regulation of DNA-templated transcription. The record is from RefSeq and is a predicted model, not a curated record. NCBI's taxonomy places the organism in Eukaryota, Metazoa, Chordata, Actinopteri, Istiophoriformes, Xiphiidae. The transcript has 7 exons. Gene Ontology annotation, cellular component: nucleus.